Messenger RNA from Cydia strobilella, 3086 nucleotides. RefSeq names its product homeobox protein SIX1-like. Gene Ontology annotation, cellular component: nucleus; transcription regulator complex. The transcript has 7 exons. Gene Ontology annotation, biological process: regulation of transcription by RNA polymerase II. The coding region runs from base 1264 to 2016 and encodes 250 amino acids. The record is from RefSeq and is a predicted model, not a curated record. Lineage: Eukaryota; Metazoa; Arthropoda; Insecta; Lepidoptera; Tortricidae. Gene Ontology annotation, molecular function: RNA polymerase II cis-regulatory region sequence-specific DNA binding; DNA-binding transcription factor activity, RNA polymerase II-specific.
CAUCUCAUCCAGUUUCUUGCUCUACAAAACUACAUUUCGAGAUACAGCUUCAGAUGUCCAUUUCACGAUUUAACAGAAAGCAUAAAUUCAAGAAACACCAUUUCCUCUCACAUAAACUGCCAAAAACGACGUAAAAUUCACUUAAACCUGUUUAAGUAUUACAGCAUCGGAUGAUUUAAUCAAGUCAGCUGUGCCCCAUUACCCUGAGUAGGACGCACGAAAAUACCUUACACAAUUUCUGAAACCGUUGCUGCGGAUGGACCGAAUACGCCUACAAAUAAUAGUUCCAAUUGUUUCACAAACUGAAAAAUGGCGAUCCCACGCGGAGCCAAUAGAAGGCGGUGCCGCACGACCUCCAAAAAACACCCCAUUGGUCCAUUCAAACCCCACGGUACCACUUGACCAAUCAGAAAGCUUAGAGGAAGUUCGAGUCAAACCAGUUCCAUUUUAGCUCCGACGGCGCGCGCACGCGUUUCAAAUUUGGAACGACUGGCAUUUAAAUUCGAAUCUUCUAGCGCCUUUCAGUGUUUGUUUUUUAAAAGGUGUUAAAGUGUCGUUGUCUGAUUUUGCCGGUUUUUACGGUUAUUGUUUUAAGUAGGUUGUGUUUCGUCACUGCAAGGAUAUUAUUUUUAGCAUUUAGCUUGUUAAAGCUGUUGUUGGCGUGAGACGGAUCUUAAUAUAGCUGUGCGCAUUUGUGUAUUCGUCUGUCCGAGAUUAAAAUGAGAAAGAAGAGAAAAAAUAGAUUCACGUGCGAUUAAUAAAUAAAACUCAGAACGCAUUUAAAAAUCUAUUUAUUAAUUGUGUAAGUGAACGUCAAGCCAGACAGAGACUGGGUACUAAUGAGAGAAAAAAAAUAACAUUUGAAGUGACCAAAUAUUGACUCUAUUUACCGGUAAAAAGAAAACCAACUCGGAUUCAAUACAAACUUCGGCCCUUUUCGAAAUUCGAAAACAAAUAAUUGCCGCUUCAAGGUGCCCGGUUUUGUUUAAACAUUUUUGGGACUGCUGCCUUUCCCUGUUUAUAUAGCUGCCUUUAAAGGCUUUUUAAAAACAAAACGGUGAAACAAACACGAUCGCAUUUAAGACUAAUAAAAAACGCCUUAAACAAAUGCAUUUUAGUGCGUGUCAAAAUCGAAUUCCAAAUUCGAAUCGCAUAAGGCUCGCCAUUCUUUAACUUUGAUGUGGAUUGUUUAGCACCGCUAAGUGGUGCUAAUUUGUAGUGUCAAAUUGUGGUGUCAAAGUGGCAGGAGACGAGCAUUUGGAUAUGUUGGGGGGCCCCGAGUGGGGGCAGCGGGAGGCCACCCCACCCAGAGACGCUCCCCUGCCGAGUUUCGGCUUCACACAGGAGCAGGUUGCCUGCGUAUGCGAGGUCCUUCAACAAGCCGGUAACAUCGAGCGUCUCGGCCGCUUCCUCUGGUCGCUCCCAGCCUGCGAGCGACUCCACGCCCACGAAUCAGUGCUGAAGGCCAAAGCUAUGGUCGCUUUCCAUCGGGGGAACUUCAAGGAAUUGUAUAGGCUGUUGGAAUCACACACGUUUAGUCCGCAUAACCAUGCGAAACUCCAGACCCUGUGGCUAAAAGCACACUACAUGGAGGCAGAGAGGUUGCGCGGGCGGCCGCUCGGAGCCGUCGGCAAAUACCGAGUUAGGCGCAAGUUCCCAUUACCAAGGACGAUAUGGGACGGCGAAGAGACUAGCUACUGCUUCAAGGAGAAGUCGCGGUCAGUUUUACGAGAUUGGUACAUACACAAUCCGUACCCAUCUCCUCGAGAGAAGAGAGAAUUAGCGGAGACCACAGGUCUCACCACUGUACAGGUUUCAAAUUGGUUCAAAAAUAGACGACAAAGAGACAGACAAGCAGAACACAAAGAUAGUGGAAACCCCAACGAGAAGCAACUAGACUCCUCAUCAGAUGACGAUUCCGACGCCGCGCCCACGCACGCUCUACCAGCGCACGCGCCGCAACCGCUAUACCCGCUCUACGACCAUCCCCUACAUCUACACUACCACCACUCGUGACCUCACUAACUAAUAUAGUAAACCUGACCGCGCCUCUGUCAAUCGUGACCGUACUAGCUUCAAACCCCAACGAGAAGCGUAGACUCCUCAUCUGACGACAGUGAUAAAUCACCGCAACCGCUCUACCCGCUCUACGAUCAUCCUCUACAUCUACACUACCGCCACUCGUGACCGCACUAACUAUAAUUAUGACCGCGCCUGACCGUACCUUACUAUCCUGACCAUAUAUUACGAGUGACCAUGCUGUCAGGAUCCUUAUCGUACAAAGAAAAGUGUAAAAUAAGGAUAAAUUGAGUUUGAUCACAUAAUCACUUAGUGGUGUGGUUAAAUAUAUAGGAACCCACAUUUGAACAGAUUUUUGCAACCAAAAGACAUUUAGCUCUGAAUAAUAUAUAUUCAGCGGUAAUGUAUUCUACAGGUUUUGAUAAAGCGAUACGAGUUUAUAUGAUGAGUCGAUACACAAUAUCACAUAGACAUACCCGCGUCAAAAAGAUAAGAAUAAAAAUGCGUAGUUUACAAACUUACAAAUGUAAAUACAAUUUAUAUGCACUUUUAGCCAAAUAUUUGUAAUAUAAUUUUAUUGUUACGGUUAUAGUAAUAAGGAUGUGGAAAAAAAGGAUUUUAAAGGUAAAUUGAGUAACUUAAAAAUUACUGGGUUCAAUUUGACUGGAGAGUGACAGAAGGUACCUACCGUAGCUAUCAUCUUCUAUUCCCCGUCAAGUAGAUUUUGUAAUUUCUCGAGUUAAAUAGGACCACACCUGUUCUAAAAAUGAGAUUAUAAAAUAAAUGCAAAGUAUAAAAAGUACUUUUGUUUGCUAAGUUUAUUCCCAUAUUGCCUUUUAUUCCUCAAUGUUUUUUUAUAUUUAAAGUGAAAAUCAUGGCUUCCUUUUACUAUGUGUAUAUUUUAUAUUUAAAUAAAAAAUAGAUUUCGAUUUAAAUUUUCAAUUUAAAUCAAUUUAGAUGAUGGAUCCAUCAACUAGAUGGAUCCAUCAUAAACAAGAGACUGUAAAACAAAAUUUUUGUAGUUUUUUUUCUAAAUUAAAUUUUAAAAGAAAAUUAUUGGGAAAUAA